Molecule: messenger RNA, 321 nt
Organism: Rhizopus microsporus ATCC 52813
Lineage: Eukaryota; Fungi; Mucoromycota; Mucoromycetes; Mucorales; Rhizopodaceae
Product: 40s ribosomal protein L44e
Exons: 3
Coding region: 1-321 (106 amino acids)
Biological process (GO): translation
Cellular component (GO): cytosolic large ribosomal subunit; ribosome
Molecular function (GO): structural constituent of ribosome
Source: RefSeq, a predicted model, not a curated record
AUGGUCAACAUCCCAAAGACCAGAAACACCUACUGCAAGGGCGCUAAAUGCAGAAAGCACACACCUCACAAGGUUACCCAAUACAAGGCUGGUAAGGCCUCCUUGUUCGCUCAGGGUAAGAGACGUUACGACCGUAAGCAAUCCGGUUAUGGUGGUCAAACUAAGCCUAUUUUCCACAAGAAGGCCAAGACCACCAAGAAGGUUGUCCUUCGUCUUGAAUGCACUUCUUGCAAGUACAAGAUGCAACUUGCUCUCAAGAGAUGUAAGCACUUCGAAUUGGGUGGUGACAAGAAGACCAAGGGUGCUGCUCUUGUUUUCUAA